GGGUAGCUCAGUUGGCUAGAGCAUCAGACUUUUAAGCAUUUGGGAGAUCUGAGGGUCGUGAGUUCGAGCCUCACUUCGGGCGUUUUUGAUUAGAGCAUGCUGAUUUUCCCACGGAUCCAGCCUGGCACAAAGCGGCGUUCUACCAUUUCAUUGUACCCUGCCGACAUUCACAACUGUUCCAAGUUACCGAACAAGGGCGAAGACCCCUAUCCUCCACUGGAUUCUGGCAUCAUGUCAGAGGUAGAUUGCGUGUGACUGUGCGGGCGUGAGACCCGGACACUUCGCGUGCGAAUGUACGAAUGUGCGCGUGUUACUACCUCAACAACAACAAACUCCUUUUCAACCAGCAUCAAUGCCAUGACCCUCAAGUCGGGUGAUCUGGAUGCCCUCGGGCGUGCAGAGCUGGAUAACAAGCUCGACUAUGUUCUGCAGUUCGUCGGCGCUCAUCAAGGAAUACCAUCUGAGCGUACUGAGCUCACUUUCGACAGCAAUCCGAGGAGCGCCUUACGUGAUCGAUAUGACGUGACUGAUGGGAUCAGACGGAGUUCGAGGAAGGAAAGGAAAAGGAGAGGAAGAAAUAGGAGCAGGAGCAGGGCAGUGAGUGACAGUGGGGGUGGCGAAACGAGGUCAUCACGUUCAAGCUCUCGAUCGACAUCGCAGUCACUCCGAAAGAAGACAUCACAGAGGGACACCACACGAGAGCGAGGCCGGUCAAGGGGUCGCGAGAAGGAGAAUAUGAGGCUUCAAUAUGCCAGACGUCAAUCACGGUCUCGUUCACCCAAGGAUCACCGUUACCGACAUCGAGAUCGUCGCGCACGUUCUCGCAGCAUUGAGUCCCAAGAUCGACAUCAUCACAGGAAGGAAAGGAGCAUUGAGCGAUAUAUGCGGCAGGAAAAGGCGGUUCCCGAAGUGUUCGCGUCUUCAGACAGCUCCGUGCUUGUUGCUCGGCCAAAGCGUCCUCCAAUGCCACCGCCAUCGCCUCCGAAGCCGUGUUUACGACAAGCAGAUCCGCCCUCUUCGUCGUUGUCGUCGGAAAAUUCCAGUUCUAACACUCGUUCAGACAGUCCUGCGCCAGUUGUUAUAAACGAACCAAAAUUUGAGAAACGUUCGCGACACAAGAUGUACGAAGACCGUGAGAUGAAGAAAACGGUGGUAACGGAGAAGGCCAAAGCUGUUCGAGACGAGAAAGUAAAGGAAAGGAAGUCAUCCAAGAGCAAAGGGAAGCCCGAAGUGGGGAAGUCACUGGUGAUGGACAAGUUCAAAUCGAGUCUAGUCAUCAGAAGCGACAGGCUGACGCUCAAACCUUCGCACAGCCUCGGGAUCUUUCGUAAAGGAAAGGCUUCGCCGGCCGUUCCCAAGCAAAGCCAAGGAGUUGGUGAUUUGUCCUUUUCCGAUAUGGAGUUUCUUACCGGCAUGAAACGCGUACAUCCAUCGCAGUAUACCCCGCCGCAUUUGAAGAAGAAGGAGAAGACCGGGCCGCUGACUAUCUCGACGUAUUUUGAUUCGAGCAAGAAAGGACCGGCAAAGUCGAAGAUCAUGGACGAAGAACGCGAACAAGCUAUGCAGGUCAAAGAAGGGGAGAGGAGAAGUGCGAAGGACAUAGAGCGGCAUCAUGAAGAGCAGAAGUCAGCGCCGCAAAAGCAACACGCAGACAAAUGCAGAAAGACUUCAUCCAUGCCUUCUACCGAGGAAACUCACGAAGAGCUUGUUGAAGCAUCUGGGACUGCAACUCGGUUAGCAGCGGAUACUUCUGAUCAACCUUAUACUUGGGAGCCUACGCCAGAGCCUGAGACCACAGAGAAAACAUCCAAGAAAGGCCGACCGACGGCAAUGCCAGCAGAAAGCAGAGACGAGAUUACCCUGGAUGCGUCGACUUUGAAGCACUUUGCGGGUGGGGCUGAUGUUACUAUAACACAGAAGAGAGCCGAGAAGGUCUUGCCAGCCCCGACGCAAGAAGCUAGGCGGCAGCAGUCUUCUACUGCCGUUUCCUCCGAACUGUCCGACAGGCACGAGCUUAUAAAAACGGAGGUCCCCAAGAAAAGGAAUGAGCAGGCCUCCCUUACGCAGCAGACACCGUUAUGCGAACCUGCAAUCUGUGAAUAUGUGGGGACGCCAAAUAUGCAUAUUGAACGGUCCCCACUAUCGGCUCUCAUUGCUGCUUGUGCCAAUGCAGUAGGUGAAAACUUUGCGGUUGGCAAGGUAUCCUUAACCAAGCCCGUUGCACGGCAGCCAAGGGAGUCGGAACACAUAGCUCGUUUAUCUCGUACCAUUGAAUCGUCUGAGAACCCCCUUCAGCGCAACUCAGAGAUACAGAAUAACGGAGUUCGUCAUAAAAGCGACCAAGCGCUUUACCAUGAGAUCGAAGAUGUUUUAACGGCCAGUCAACAAGCCGCCCUCCUUAGAGAGCUUCACGCAGAUGGAGGUGAAGAGCUUGCCGAGCCAAGCCAGCCGUUUGACGAUAAAACUCACGCAACUGCUGAACCAAUGCAGUGUCGUCCUGAAAACGAGUACCUACAUCGUUACCCGGACGUCGCAGGUGAGGUCGAGUCGGUUUUCGUCACUCAAGUACCCGCGUCUCACGCUCUGCAGCACCAGAGCUACCCACGUACCGGCGCAGACCGUCAAUAUCCCACAACUUGCCGUUUUGAAGAACAAUGUUACCAAGGGCAUGCUGAUUACUUCGACGGUGAUACCGGAGAAGAAGGAUUUCUCGGUAUCAGCGCCCACCAUGAGGUUGACCAGUAUCACCAUGAGAACGACUAUAGGCAUCAAGAGGACAAGCAUGACUACGGCAUGCAUGCUCCGACGCAUGCAAUAGGACAUGACUUUUACAGAGACCAACCGCAGCAUGCCGAACGGGCGAUGGCCGACAGCGAUAAAUACCUCGAAGCAGAUACUUCCUUGAGCAUUAAGAGACUAGAGCGGGAGGCUUUCGGCGAAGCGUGUGAACGUUCUCAGCAAGAUUGUUACGAGAACACAGGAUACGCUUACGCCGAAGAGCCGGUAAAUUACGUAGACAGGCGUGGUGCAGUUUGGAACGGGAACCACUUAGACGGAGAGACAUUCUGGAGGCCUCAUAGGCGCUUCUAAUAACCCCGUAUUGUUAUAUUUGCCUGCGAUAUCCUUAGCUAUAACCGCAGAAUUUGGUAUAAAUGGUAUCCAUAUGCUCAGUUCCUUCCUGCUUACAAUCCACGAUCAACAACCUGCCUCUCAACCCUCUCCACCAUCCUCGCCAA
This is a messenger RNA of Saitoella complicata NRRL Y-17804, 3236 nucleotides long. RefSeq lists its product as uncharacterized. Bases 292 to 3090 code for a protein of 932 amino acids. The transcript has 4 exons. The record is from RefSeq and is a predicted model, not a curated record. NCBI's taxonomy places the organism in Eukaryota, Fungi, Ascomycota, Saitoellomycetes, Saitoellales, Saitoellaceae.